AUGAGGCAGCACAAAGUGGAACGCACCACCGCCAACACCAACACAAGAGCGAUGCGCCUCUCCGCUGUUCUCUGCGGGCCCAAAGCCCUUUCGGCACCGGCCGUCGCACAAUCACUUCAGUCGCUGCCGGGUUGGCGGGUGAACGGCAACAACGCGAAUGCCAUCGAAUGUGACUACGUCUUUGCCAACUUUGUGGAGGCGAUGCGCUACAUGAACACCGUAGCGCCAGUUUGUGAACAGAUGCAGCACCACCCGUGCUGGUCGAACGUGUACAACCGCCUGCACGUGCAGCUGACGACGCAUGACGCCGGCAACAAAGUGACACAGAAAGACGUUGAUCUGGCAAAGGCAAUGAAUGAGGCGUACAGGGGCAUGCGCAACCAGUGA
Molecule: messenger RNA, 387 nt
Organism: Leishmania braziliensis MHOM/BR/75/M2904
Lineage: Eukaryota; Euglenozoa; Kinetoplastea; Trypanosomatida; Trypanosomatidae
Product: pterin-4-alpha-carbinolamine dehyddrogenase
Exons: 1
Coding region: 1-387 (128 amino acids)
Biological process (GO): tetrahydrobiopterin biosynthetic process
Molecular function (GO): 4-alpha-hydroxytetrahydrobiopterin dehydratase activity
Source: RefSeq, a predicted model, not a curated record